AUGGACGGCCCGUGGUCCUUGUCGCUGGACCCCGAGCUGCAGCGCUUCCUGGACGCGGAGACGCAGAAGCAGCGCGCGCAGCGGCUCAUCCACCAGAUGACCGAGCUGUGCUGGGACAAGUGCGUGGACAGGCUGGGGCCCAGGCUGGACGGCAGGGCCGAAGCCUGCCUCGUGAACUGCGUGGAGAGCUUCCUCGACACCAGCCACUUCAUCCUGAGCCGCCUGGAGCACCUGCAGCGGUCCAAGCCCGCCUUCUCGGAGAGCCUUUCCGACUGAGCCCUCGCCCCUUCCUUGGAAAAGCAAGGGACUACUGUGAAAGAGGUGGCAGAAAGAAUGUACAAGCCAAAGGAAGCGUAAGACUCUCUACAACGUGCUCCCCCCAGAUACAAAAUGGCCUGGAUAUCCAUGACCUCACAGCCUA
Messenger RNA from Jaculus jaculus (lesser Egyptian jerboa), 421 nucleotides. RefSeq names its product mitochondrial import inner membrane translocase subunit Tim8 A-like. The transcript has a single exon. The record is from RefSeq and is a predicted model, not a curated record. NCBI's taxonomy places the organism in Eukaryota, Metazoa, Chordata, Mammalia, Rodentia, Dipodidae. Bases 1 to 276 code for a protein of 91 amino acids.